This is a messenger RNA of Amaranthus tricolor (Joseph's coat), 1915 nucleotides long. Its product is annotated as leucine-rich repeat extensin-like protein 6. The record is from RefSeq and is a predicted model, not a curated record. NCBI's taxonomy places the organism in Eukaryota, Viridiplantae, Streptophyta, Magnoliopsida, Caryophyllales, Amaranthaceae. Gene Ontology annotation, molecular function: protein binding. Bases 37 to 1338 code for a protein of 433 amino acids. The transcript has a single exon.
AUUCAUUCAUUACACUACAAUAAUUUACACACCAAAAUGAGAAAUUAUAAAUCAAACAUACCUUUAAUAUUCUUACCAUUUAUUUACUCUAUUUUAUUUUUAUCCCUCCCAAAACCUUCCCUCCAACAAAACAACCAAACAAGACUCCAAAAUGCUUACACAGCCUUACAAGCAUGGAAACACUCCAUCACAUCCGACCCAAACGGGUUCACCUUGAAUUGGGUUGGGCACGACGUAUGCACCUACAAAGGAAUAUAUUGUGCACCUGCGCCUGAUGAUCCCAACGUUCAAACUGUAGCAGGAAUUGAUCUUAACCAUGCAAAUAUUUCAGGAUCAUUACCCGAACAUUUAGGCCUGUUAACCGAUCUUGCCCUUCUUCACCUUAACUCGAAUCGAUUUUUCGGUACUAUUCCGUCUUCUUUUGUUCAUCUCCAAAUUCUUUAUGAAAUCGAUCUUAGUAACAAUCUUUUUUGUGGUGAAUUUCCCUCAGUUCUUCUUUGUCUACCCAACUUAAAAUUUCUUGAUAUAAGGUACAAUUUCUUUCAUGGGUCAAUUCCUUCUAGGGUGUUUGACCUAAAACUUGAUGCACUUUUUAUAAACAAUAACAAUUUUUCUUCAUCUCUUCCUACAAAUAUAGGGAAUUCUCCUGUUUCUGUUCUUGUACUAGCUAAUAAUAAAAUUAAUGGGUGUUUUCCCCAAGAGAUUACUAAAAUGGGUUCGAGUUUACGAGAAAUUAUACUAAUGAAUACGGGAUUAAAAGGGUGUUUACCAUCUAGUAUUGCUAAUUUGAAACAAGCAACUGUUUUUGAUGUUAGUUACAAUGAUCUCACUGGGACUUUGCCUGAAAGUAUAGGUCAAAUGAAGAGUUUGGAACAGCUAAAUGUGGGCCAUAAUAAGUUUUUUGGGGAGAUUCCUACAAGUAUUUGUUGUUUGCCUAAGUUGGAGAAUUUUACUUACUCUUAUAAUUACUUUUGUGGGGAACCUCUUAGUUGUUUGAGGUUGAAGGAUAAAGAUGAUAAGUUUAAUUGUCUUCCUUUUAAACCCUUCCAAAGGUCUCUUGAUGAGUGUAAAUCUUUUCUUUCUUACCCUCCUUAUUGUAGCUCUUUUGGUUGUCCCGGAACACCGCCACCACCACCUCCGCCACCGCCUCCUCCUCCACCUCCACCGCCACCUCCUCCUCCUCCACCUCCACCGCCACCUCCUCCUCCUCCACCUCCUCCUCCUCCACCACCACCACCUCCGCCACCUCCUCCUCCACCACCUCCUCCCCCUCCACUGCCACUGACACCGCAUCGGCAUCCACAUUGGGAUAUAUCACAUAAUAAUUACAAUCCUUAGACUAGAGGCCGGUUGACAAGUACUCCCUUAAUUUGUAUGAAAAUGCUACACUUUAUUUUUUCUGCACUCCUAAUUUUACAAUAUUUUCGUUUAUGAAAAUAUCCUCAUCCAUUUUAAAAUUUUUAUCUACAUAUUUUCUUUUUCUUUUGAUGCUAUCUACACAUAAAUACAAUAUAAAUUUAUAAUGUUUUCAAUUAUUUUUAAAUUUUUGUAUCAUUUAAAGAUAGUGCAAUUUCAUAAAGACGGAGAGUACUAAAUUGAUUGUGUCCAGCUAGCUUUGGCUUGUUUGAUUAGAAAAGUCCUCUUGUACCAUUUGAUUUGAUUUGCAUUGUUUUGACUAGGAGAAAAAUAAUAAAACCCAAAAGUUGGUUAGUCAAUGGUUGUUUUUUUAUUUCCUUUGAAGUUUUUUUGGUGGAAAAUGAUGUAUAGUGUGGUUUUUAUUUGAUUUGAUUAAAGAGGAGAUUCAUUAUUAUAUAUUUAUAGUAAGGGAAUGUAAAUAAUGUUUAUAAUACCAUGAAUAACUUUUGUAAACUACACAAAAAAAAUAUGAAUCGAAUUAUGAAGAUUGUUUCUUCAA